AUGGAUAAUUCUUCUUCGGAGAGAGCGACGAUUAACACCUCAAGAUCCGCGAUAUUAAACGAAUUAUCAUCAAGAGAGACGCGACAAAGUAAGGGCAAGCUACCACACAUGGAAGACAAGCUCGACUUAGUUGAACCAUCACUGCCGCCAAUGCAACAACAAUUAGGCUCACUCUUUCGUCCUCCACCAUUUCCAGCUCUCAGCUCUGCGCUUCAAAAUUUUCAGGCACAGGGAUAA
Molecule: messenger RNA, 237 nt
Organism: Necator americanus (New World hookworm)
Lineage: Eukaryota; Metazoa; Nematoda; Chromadorea; Rhabditida; Ancylostomatidae
Exons: 2
Coding region: 1-237 (78 amino acids)
Source: RefSeq, a predicted model, not a curated record